AAUAGUACUAGUAGUAUAAAACAGUAGUGAAGCCCAGCUCACCAAUGUGACUCCCAACGGAAACGGAAACCAAUUCGGCGAAAUGCAGUAUUCACUCUAAAUCAACAACAGACCCCAGUUGAAGUUGAGGAAAUAUCCCGCUGCAGAAGUCAAAACACAACCCCACCUCAGAUUUCCGAUCAAGCCAUGACAAUGGCCGCCAACAUGGCUUAUCUAACGCUCCUUGCUCUCUCGAUUGCCGCCGCCGUCGAAUCUGCCACCACAUACACCAACCACACCGUCGGUGGCGCCGCCGGCUGGUUUUUCAACGACAGCUCCAACACCUGCUCCGCUAAUUACUCUUCUUGGGCCGCCAAUCAAACCUUCGAUCUCGGAGACUACUUAAUAUUCUACACAAACACGAACAUGACGGUGAUCCAAACCUACAACUUAACCACCUACCAAAGCUGCAGCACCGACGACGCACUCGACACCGACACCUUCCAGUACGGCGGAGGCAACAACCAGUUUGGCGUGGCGGAGACGAUGGACGUGCCGCUGACCGUCGAGGGGCCCAACUACUUCUUCUCUGACGCCAACGACGGCUUCCAGUGCCAGCAAGGGAUGGCUUUCGAGAUUGUUGUUAACCACGGCCUCGGCCUCUCCCCGAGCCUCAACCAGCCGCCGCCGCCACCUUACACGGCACCUCCGUUGCCGUCGGUUGUUGGGUCGCCGCCUAUCAUGUUGCAGCCGACUAGUGGAGGAUUUAGGGCUUGUGUUAACUUUGCCUGGGUGGUUAGUGUUGUGUUGCUGGCAGUGGGUGGUAUUGUGUUUGGAUGAUUGUAUACCUAAAUUUUUUAUUAUUCUUUUGUUAUCUGUGAUGGGGUGUUCCAAUUAAAGAAAAAGAAAGUUUUGAAAAAAAAAGGUAAUUUCAAGCCCAAAAAUUACGUAUUUACGCAAAUAAUUUUUCAACCAAUAUGAAUCUUGUUUGAUAGAUUUCAUUGAAAUCUUUUAUACGGUGCAAGAAAAAUCAAAAAAUUAUUUUUCAUUUUCAUUAUAUUUGAAUUUGAAAAUUGAAGAAAAAAAACUUUUAAAAAAAGAACCUUACUUGGAACACCACCUUCAAGGGUCUUUGGUCUGGGUCUCUUGGUGUCAAGUCGGUCUGUGUUUUUGUACGUGUCCUUGUACCUCAAUCUUUUUAAAGAAAUUUUGGUGCUGCUCUGGCUGCUGCAACUAUUAUGCCUGCUAUAUGCAGUUCAUCUUGGUUC
This is a messenger RNA of Rhododendron vialii, 1247 nucleotides long. RefSeq names its product early nodulin-like protein 18. Lineage: Eukaryota; Viridiplantae; Streptophyta; Magnoliopsida; Ericales; Ericaceae. The record is from RefSeq and is a predicted model, not a curated record. Gene Ontology annotation, cellular component: plasma membrane. The transcript is spliced from 2 exons. Bases 187 to 819 code for a protein of 210 amino acids. Gene Ontology annotation, molecular function: electron transfer activity.